Miscanthus lutarioriparius is the source of this 426-nucleotide messenger RNA. Lineage: Eukaryota; Viridiplantae; Streptophyta; Magnoliopsida; Poales; Poaceae. The record is from the annotation of a GenBank genome assembly.
AUGCCUCUGCCUCGGCCGCCUCCUCAGCAGGCUGCCCCAGGCGAGAAGCCAGUGCUCAAGCCUACAACACCACAAGUUUCCGAAGACAAGUUCUCGGCACUGCGUACAUACCGGCGAGGUCGUGGCUUAUGUGAUAUGUGUGCCGAGAAGUGGUUUCGAGGGCAUAAGUGUGCUGCAACUAUUCCAUUGCAUGCUAUGCAGGAAAUUUGGGAUCUAUUUCAACUGGAAGCAGUUUCAGAACCAGAGCAGGAGUUCCCUCAAGCCCCACCAGAACAGUUGAUCUUGGCUCUAUCACAUGAUGCUCAUCGCGGUGCUCAAGGACAUCGUACCAUACAGUUCCAAGGAACUAUUCAGGGCUAUCCAGUGGCCAUGUCGGUGGAUUCGGGAAGCUCUACAUCGUUCAUAGCCGCUUCAGUUGCUGAUUAG